AUGGCCCAGACAAACUGUGCAUGGCAACAGAUGGGCCAUGUUUGGAGGGCUGAUGGUGCAUGUGCUGAGGUGGAUUCUGACACUGAAGCAGUUGCUGGAGAGGGAUUUAAAGUUGGCUGCAUCUCCUGUAAGAUGAGGGGGGAAGUGGAGGCCACUGCCACGGUGGACUGGUACUUCAUGGCUAAAGGAGAAGCAGACUUUGUCCACAUUUACCACUAUGAUGGUGAGCCAGACAUAAAAGAUGAUCGAUUUGAAGAACGAGUGCACUGGAAUGGCAGUAAAAACACAAUGGACCUGCAGGAUGCGUCAAUCUACAUUCUAAACGUGACAUUCAAUGAUACGGGUGUUUACCGCUGCCUUUUCACGCGUACCCUCACCUACGAAUACUACGAAUACCAGACCACAGCCAGCAAGUUGGUUCAUCUCAAUGUGGUGGCUAAAGCCACGCGAGGCACUGCUUCCAUCGUCUCCGAGGUGAUGAUGUACGUGUCCAUCAUUGGGCUGCAGCUGUGGCUGUUGGUGGAAAUGAUUUACUGCUACAGGAAGAUUGCUGCUGCUGGGGAGGAAGCCCUCAGAGCCAGCGCAGCGGAGUACUUAGCCAUAGCAUCAGAAAGUAAAGACAACUGUGCAGGGGUGCAGGUGGCUGAGUAA
Molecule: messenger RNA, 651 nt
Organism: Chanos chanos (milkfish)
Lineage: Eukaryota; Metazoa; Chordata; Actinopteri; Gonorynchiformes; Chanidae
Gene: scn1bb
Product: sodium channel, voltage-gated, type I, beta b
Exons: 5
Coding region: 1-651 (216 amino acids)
Biological process (GO): regulation of sodium ion transmembrane transporter activity; sodium ion transport; regulation of heart rate by cardiac conduction
Cellular component (GO): voltage-gated sodium channel complex
Molecular function (GO): sodium channel inhibitor activity; transmembrane transporter binding
Source: RefSeq, a predicted model, not a curated record